UGUUGUUUCAUAGCAGCAGAUAUUAAAAAACUGUACUGUUAAAUAAAAGAACCUUUGCUGGUGCGCACCGCUCGGGUAACUUCUGCCAACAUUACGCAGAUACCCGCUAUACCAUGGAUUCGACGUCCGAUGACUCUACUGCAGCAAGUAGUGCGUGUAUAAGUUUUCUGGAUCUUCCCGACUGUAUGAUAGAGCAUGUGCUGGAGAAUUUAACAUACGACGAGAUAGCGAAAAAGCGCAUCGUUUGUCGAAAAAUCGAUCGCAUUUGCCAAUCGCUGCUCAACAGAGGCUUUAUCAAGAUGAUUCGAAAACACAAUAUGAAUCUGAAAGCGAUCAAAUCUCAGCUGCCACGGCGUGAAUCGGAACGACGGAACCAUCCGCUAUCGAAGCAUUCCGACAUCCUGACGUGCAUCGAAACACGCAUCUCCAUGCUGUCCAUGACGUACUCGAAGUUUAUCGAGAAGGAGCUGUGCUGUUUCAUACCGGGCAAGGUGAUCGACGAAGUGCUGAACAUACUGGGGCUAAUCGAGAACACGUCGCGGCCUCUUCGGGCGCAUGAGGUGCUCCAGGAGCUGCGCGACAUUUCCUCCAUGGCGAUCGAACACUUCGACGAAAACAUUGCGCAUCGGUUGAAGAAGAUCAUCGGCGUACAGCAUCAUCCCAAACUGGGUAGCCACCACAAUUUACCGUUUCCAGCGGCUAGUUUCAUACAGCACGAAGUUAUGUUGCCAUGCGAUGUAAAUGGGGAAAAGUUUAUAAUACCAACGCUAACGCCCAUCUCCCAGCAAACCCAGAAGGUGCUCCCGACAUCAUCGUCAUCCUCAUCCGCUUCCUCUGGAACACUCGGUGGAUUGUACUGCCAGAGCUCGUACAAUGGAAGCUGCGAGAACAACACUACGAUCGCGCGGAUAAAUAACAAGACGCGCAAAAUGCGUUUCGACAUUAAUCGGAUCGAUCAUACCUUGUCUUCGUUCAAGGCUGAAAUGCGCAGCAUGCGCCUGAUGCUGGUGCGCCGCGGUGCCGAGAUAAAGGAGCUGCGUCGUCGGUUGGAAGAAUCCGAAACAAAAAAUUUGGAACUGCUGGCUAACAUAAAUCAGCUCGGGUUUGGUGCACCAUCGGUUGGGGCAGAACCGACGGGUGCAUCGAGUACGGCCACAUCGAUCAAACAAUGUAGCAUUAAACCUCGCACGUGCUCCGGUAUGCUGAAGCGGUUGUAUACGGAUACAGAAUCUCAAUCCUCCAGUUCCACUGUUGUGCCACCAUCUUCGGAAGCAACCGAAACGGAUAUGGAAGGCCAGGAACAGGAAACGUUGGGUGGAUCUUGUUCUGCCAAGAGAGUUAAGCUUAGCGAUUAGGUAACUGUGUCACUCGAUGUAUCGAAAUUUCCCUUGCGAACUUAAGUUACCGUAUUCUCGCCGCAGAUGGCAACUGCUGUUUCGGAUCGAUAUCACCGGGAGCAAGGAUUACGAUUACGUUCAUGAAAUAAGUCAAGUAAACCGGAAAUGGUAGACAUGAUCUAAUAGGUCGUUACACCGAGAAGAAGAAUACAACGGCGAGUUCGUGCAGAAUAUACAAGCAAAGUUCGAGAGAAACAGUAACGCCUGCUUGUUCCAAAUUUUGUUCGUAUGGUCAGCAAUUACAGCGGUCCCUUUUUUCAUCUCGCAUUCUUACUAACUCAUCUACUAUCGCUUUUCCUACCAUCCAUCGUACGGUACGAUGAAAAGAUUCCACGAAAUCCACUAUUCCUUGAAAAUAUUGUGCGCAGUGUAGGCGGUGGGCAUGUAGGGUGUGGCAACAUGUAUACUAACUCUAGCUGGUAAGGAACCGUUCCGAUAGACCCACCCUUCGCAGCUCACCAUGAAUGUAUUGGUUGAAAUCAUGCACCUCUACCUACAUACCUCGUAGAGAAAGUUCGAAUAGUACCGCCAUUAGCUACGGUAGUACAUUAGCGUUGGCAUUGCGAAUACAAUACUGUGUAGGUUUAGUAUUUAAAUGCUGUCGUUUUACGUACGAUUUGUUUUUCGUAGAUAAUAAUAAAAUCACGCAUACUAUAUACAGUUAGUAGCCGAGAUACGCGAAUAAUGCGUUCCAGAGAACUCCGAGUAUUUCGAAUUUCUUUAAAACAUCAUGUAUUUCUCGUACUAAGGAAACGAAUUCUUAUUUCCACGCUACGAAGCACAUUCAAAACGGAUGUUUCUUCGAUGAUUUCGAGUAAUACUGUAAAUUUUUUAUGAUAACAAAAUGUAACGAGUUUUUGAGAAUCUUUAAAAUUUGCAUACUGGAAAUUGAAUUUCACGUACAACAAUACACUAAUUAUCAAAUUAAUAUGAUCCGUUUAAUUCGGGUAAAUGCUGUACACGAAUUUAAAUCAAUCGCUUUGCGUAUCGUUUUGGUGUACAUAUA
Messenger RNA from Anopheles moucheti, 2403 nucleotides. RefSeq lists its product as uncharacterized. The coding region runs from base 114 to 1355 and encodes 413 amino acids. Gene Ontology annotation, molecular function: protein binding. The transcript has 2 exons. The record is from RefSeq and is a predicted model, not a curated record. NCBI's taxonomy places the organism in Eukaryota, Metazoa, Arthropoda, Insecta, Diptera, Culicidae. Gene Ontology annotation, biological process: protein polyubiquitination.